CUUCUAUCUUCCCGAAAAUUUAUCCGGGUUCGCCUCAAUUUCCGUUCUAGAUCUGAAUUUCCUGAUUGAAUUGGUAUUUAUAAAAAUUUGGUCUAACAAGAAAAUUUUUUACGGUUAUUGAUCUCUUUAGGAGGGGCAGUUUCCUGGUUAGUCCUAUUGAAAAUCACAAGAAUAUUGUUUCGACUAGAUAAUGGCCUUGAAAUUUUACAGAUUGAUCAAUUUUGUAACUUAGAAACCAAGCCUUACCAAUGAAUGAAUAGUGAGUUUGACUAAAACACGUAAGGGAGAAUAUGCAACGGGGAAAGGGGUGAAUAGAAUUUUUCAUUUUUAGAAAAAAUUAUAAUACUUGAAGAAACAGCAUUGAAUAGUAUAAAAGCGCAUAAAAGAUAAAUAGAACGAUCUUUGUACAUUGAAAAUUAAAACUCUUUAAGAACUAUAGAACCUGAAAUCGUUCUAUUUUUUGUUUAUUUUGAACGAAAUCUGUCUAUAUUAUUUUAUUUGGCAAAAAGAAGAUAUAGUGUCAAUUAAUAAGGUUGUUGGAAUAGUUAAAUUUUUCUUAUAAAUCUGUCUGAAAAUUAGGCAAUCAUCUAAAUUUUUCCACCAAUACAAGAUCUUAUUGGAAUAGAAUUAGGGUAAGUGGGAAUAAAAAAGUAGAGUUUAUCAUAGGAUCGCUAUUAAAAUAAAAUUUGUUAUUUAUAUAAUUUUUUAUUGUAAAAUUGCCAACAUCAAUUACUGAAAGGAAGUCUUGUUGCUGGCUUUAUUAUCAGUGUCUUUUAACGACCUACAUUUGUAUAUAUUCGCCAUGAACGUUUCGUGCGGUUCUUUUAAUCUGUUAUCGAAUCUUUAUCAAGAACGGUAUAUUUUUUUUAUUUAAAUUUGAACGGCGAAGAAUUUCUAACGUUCAUGUUAUAAUAGUCAAUACUAAUCAUAAUUAAUCGUACUCUUAUCUUAAUAAUAACCCUAUCCGGAUUAUCCGAUUUUAGUAUGACCGCUUCUAAAUAGUAGACUAUUUAUAUGUAUUUGUAUCCAAUUAAUGGUCAUUAUUAACAUCGAAAAUAUCCAGAAGAAAUAAUAUAUCAAUUCAACACAUUUACCGAUCUCACUGAGAAAAAUGGCUGUUAACAUACUUUUUUUUAACUAUAGUAUAAUUACAUAUCAGACUUAUCAUAGAAAGCGCAGACUCAAAGGGUUUAAAAACAGAAUUAAUAGUAAGAGAACUGUGAGAGAGCACUUCAUACAACAAAAAUAGAGAUCUCUCUUUAAAAUCAGGCCAAAUCCAAAAUGCCUUUCUUGUCUAGAUAAUCAAUGCUGUUGCCACAGUAGUAUAUAGACAACAAUAUUUCGCUACGUAUCUGACCAACCGUUUACCAUUUAUACCUCUUAAUGUUUUUGUCGAAAAUUUAAAGUGUUGAAAUAGUAUUAAAAUGGGCUGUGCACCUUCAGGAUAUUCCAAAUUAAAUUCAGGUGAUCCUUACAUAAUACGUGUCGAUCAAGCUUGGAAUAGAGCCAUUAAAACCUGCAAAACGAGAACAAAAAAGCCACCUAAGAUGGAGAGGGCAGAUUGGAAGACUGUCAGAAUAUUUGUCAGUUCAACUUUUAAAGAUUUCCACGCUGAACGAGAAAUACUUGUCAAACAAGUAUUUCCUGAUUUAAGACAAUGGUGUGAGUCAAGAAAUCUGCAUCUAAUCGAUUGCGACCUCCGAUGGGGAAUACCGAAAGAUUCUACAACAGAAGAAACGCUCAGGAUAUGCCUGAAAGAGAUUGAUAGAUGUUUUGAAACAAACGUAUGGCCUUUUUUCGUAAAUAUGACCUGUGAGAGAAUUGGAUGGAUACCUGAGGCUAAUAUCGUUCCUCAAUAUAUAAGGGACACUUACGACUGGAUAGACGAUUUAAGCGUAACAGAAAUGGAGAUUAUUCAUGCAGCCUAUAGGAUAGAUAAUCCAAAUGCUUUGUUUAUGUUUAGAGAUGCUGAUUUUAUCAAACAACUACCAGCUGAUGUUAGACAAGAAUUUACUGAUAUAAGAGAAGAAAGUGAAGCCGACAAUCAAAAUUUCAUUCAAUACAAGAUUAAAAGUCUACGUGAUAAAGUGAAGAGCAAAUUUAACCAUGAAUCCAUAUGCACAUAUAAAGUGGAUUAUUGUGGAAAAGAUCCUGAAACGGGAAAGCUAGAAUUUUCAGGUCUGGAAAAUUUUGCUAAGCAAGUGUUUGAAUUUUUCAAGAAAAAGAUUGCAAAUCAAUAUCCUCCUAUUAGUAAUGUUCACUUGGAUCCUUUAACUAAGAAAAAACAACAACAUGAAUCUUUUAUGAAAAGUAGAUGUGAAGACGUUUUAGGCAGGGAUGAAAUUUUGAAGCAAAUAGAAAAUUACUUAUAUAAAGAGGGUCCAGACACUCCAUUAUUGAUUCUAGGAAAUGCCGGAAGUGGAAAAUCAUCGAUAAUGGCAAAAUCAGUUGACCAAGCCAUUAAACAUAUAGCCAGUGGUCAAUUAAAGAAGCACAGGGGUAAAGACUGGAAUGUUUUUUGCCAUUUUGUUGGGGCUGUUCCGGGAUCAACUGACAUUGACGAUAUCCUACAGAGAUUGAUUAAAGAGAUGACAGGGCAGGAAGUUCGGGACAAUGAAAGAUCUAACAUAGUUCAAAUUACCUCCUCACAUCUCAGCAAUGAAAAUACAAAUCCUACUUUAAUUAUAAUAGAUGCUCUAAAUCAAUUGGAUGAGGAGGAUUCUGCAAAAUAUGUCACAUGGCUGCCAGCGAAACUAUCUCCUUCGAUUCGAAUUGUUUUAUCGAUGAUCGGUGACACUGCUCAAGGGAAAACUCUGGCAGCAAGAGAACCAAAACCAAAAGAAAUUCUUAUACAGGAGUUAGACGAAACUGCAAGGAAAGAAAUCGUCUCCACAAUGCUCGGAAAGUAUAACAAGAGAUUAGAUGAUGAACAAAUGAAUUACCUAUUGAGAAAAUCUUCUUCCCACAAUCCUCUUUGGUUGUCAAUAGCAUGCGAAGAACUUCGUGUAUUUGGAAGUUUCAGAGAAAUAUCUAAUAAAAUCAAUACACUGGCCAAUGGUCUUUUGGAGUUAGAACAACAAGUUUUACAAAGAUUUGAGGAAGAGAAUGGGGGCAAAUUAUUGGUUGCUGCUGUAUGCCUAAUAGAAACAUCUGGUAUGGGAUUGCUCGAGAUAGAAUUAUUAAGUAUCCUUAGUCACGACGUGUUUUUGGAAGCUUCUUUGGAUAAGAGCGAAAAAGAGUGUAGCGAAAAGAAGGUUAACUUUUCAGAAAAGCUACCAGCCUAUAGAUGGGCCGAAGUAUACAGAGCUUUGCGACCGUUUAUCAGACCUUUUGGAGAUAGUGAAGACGGUCGAUUGGAUUUUUAUCAUAGAUCUCUUAGUAAGGCCGUUAGGAAAAGAUAUUUCUACAAAGAAGAUGGAUCAGAAAAUACGGAUAUUUUCCAGUGGUGGCAUUAUGUUCUUACGGAAUAUUUUAAACAGACUACGAAUUUUCACCGACAAAUUGAAGAAUUACCAAUUCAUCUAAUAGCUACGAAGCAAACGAAACAUUUAGAAGAUUUCUUGUCUCAGUGGGAUGUCUUUGAGAAACUUUUCGAUCCUCUCUUAAGUAAAAAAUUGUUAGAUUAUUGGAGAACUGGGAGUAGUCUUCGUAAUAUGGGAGCUGUUUAUUAUAAUUUGGGACAAAAUUUCAAAAAUUCCAUCUCAGAGGAAAAGAAGGAUUUAGAAGAACUAUCUCAUAAAUUAGAGAAACUAUCGAUAAUUCUUGCUCAAGGUGGGGAGUAUGACCGAGCUAUAGAAUUUUCGAAAGAAGCAUUAGAAGCUGCAGAGAAAGCAGGAUCUGAUAAACUCAGAUUAGCUUCCUUAUAUCAUCUUUUAUCUUACGUUUUAGAUGAACAAUUAAAACUGCAAGAAUAUAUGUAUAGAAGUCAAUUAGGCGUUAUGAGAGAAAUCAUAAACAAUUUCGAGAAGGCAAUUGAUAUUUGGUCAGAAUCAAAUAAAACUGACAUCUUACAUAUAUUGGGAAGAUGCUUAAACAGGGUAUCAUUUUAUUAUAGCGGUUACGCCCUGAGAGGAGGUGAUGAGCACUUUAGCUCAACAACAGCUACAGCUUUAGCAAAAGAACGAGUUGAGAAAGCAAUUGGUAUUUUUACUAAACUAGGCGAUAGAGUAAUGGAAGGUGAUUGCUGGACAACGAAGGGAGUUGUUCUCGGAAGAGCUUGCUCCGAGCAAAUUAAAUGCUAUACAACAGCAAUAGAAAUGUUGACUCUUGCCGGAGGAGAGCUUAAUAUAAAUUUAGAUAGGUGUUACUUGAACACGGCUAUAUAUUACGAAGAGACAGGAGAUUAUUAUAAAGCAUACGAAUACUUUCAGAAAUGGUAUCACAUAGGAAUUGCACUCUAUGGGGAAGUCCACCCACGAAAUGUCCGAUGUAUCAAUACACUUAGAGAGCCUAUGUAUAAAAGAAUAGCUUUGGAAAAAGGAGAUAAAGUGCCCCAAUUCCCUGCAUCUGAAGAGUAAAGAGACUGAAAAUAUACUAACGAUAAAUCAUAAAUUUACUAAAUGAAUAUGUAAAUAGUAUUAAUAAUGAUAAUAAAUAAAACGUUAAAAUUCAACCUAAUUACUAAUAAAUUGCAUUAAAUGAAG
Messenger RNA from Dimorphilus gyrociliatus, 4643 nucleotides. The record is from the annotation of a GenBank genome assembly. NCBI's taxonomy places the organism in Eukaryota, Metazoa, Annelida, Polychaeta, Dinophilidae.